CCGGGAAUGACUCGUUUCCUGCUUUGAUUUGUUGACAUAUUUUUCUUUAUUCUGCUGGCACCUCAGCUUACCAUGGUACAAAUGAAGAACUGUAGACAUGUGACAAACUAUACUCAAUAUUGAUUUGACUUGAAACAUCUUACAUAUUUUCCAACUAGAACUAUAUGCAUAUGAGUUCAAAUGACCUUCCAAUAAACUUCUGAGUAUCUAUGCCAGUAACUAAUAAGUCCCAACAAAUCUGAAAUCCGUACACCAAUUCAGAUGAACAACAUAUAAUCGAAGUAAAAUCAAGAGAAACCAGAAGAAAUAUACAAAAAUUAAACAUGGGUAUAAUAAAUCUACGAAUUCCAAUGGACAUUUGUUACGGGUCUAUGUCCUUGUUCUUAACAAUUUUACAUAAUGUCUUUCUAUUAUAUCAUGUUGAUAUGUUUGUGACAGUUUACAAAAUCGACAAAACCUCAUUUUGGAUUGGAGAAACAAUUUUCCUGAUUUGGAAUUCCUUUAAUGAUCCACUUUUUGGUUGGCUCAGUGAUAGUAAAUAUCUCAGCAAUUCUGUUUCCACAACUCAAGACAUUGUUAUGCAACGGCUGAAUAAUUUAUCUAUAAACGGUCCCUUGUUUACGUUGACAUUUUUAAUGUUUUGGUUCCCAUGGGGAUAUCCAUGGUUACAGUUUAUUGUUUGUUUAUGUUUGUAUGACACGUUUUUAACCAUGAUCGACCUCCAUCACUCAGCUUUACUUGCCGAUCUUGCAAUAUCGUCAGAAGCAAGGACGAAGUUAAAUGCCAAGAGUUCAUUAUUUAGUGCUCUAGGGUCAGCGUCUGUGUUCUUGUCCUACAUUUUAUGGGACAAAUCUAAUUUUACCUCCUUCAGGAUAUACUGUGUUUGUAUAUCUGUUGUUUCCUUACUUGGAUUUACUGUGAUGGCUAGUGCAAUGAAACAGUCUUAUGCUAAAGAACAUCAUGUACAUAAUAUAACAACCAGAAAGACAGAGUCUCAUGAAAGACCAGAAGAAACAGCAUCACCACAAAGCAAGUCUAUUUUAGUCUUUGUCAAACAGCUUAUGAAACACAAGAAUUUUAAAUAUUUCUCUGUGAUGAAUCUAAUACAGGUUUUCCAUUGUCAUUUCAACAGCAAUUUUUUCCCACUCUUCCUAGAGAACCUAUUAGGUGGUUAUAGUUCUGGUUUAGGAGCUUUUCUUAUAGGAAUAUCUUUUCUAGCACCACAUAUCAACAAUUUAUAUUUCCUGUCCCUGUGUAGAAGGUUUGGAGUCUAUAAUGUGAUAAAUCUGCUGUUUUUUGUCAAACUGUUGAUCAGUAUAACAAUGUUUGUUGCAGGACCAAAAAAUAUAUGGUUGCUAUGCCUUUUUGUAGCUAGUAAUAGAGUAUUCACAGAAGGAACAUGUAAAUUAUUAAAUCUAGUCAUCAGUGAUUUAGUGGAUGAAGAUUUUGUAUUACAUAAACGUAAAAAGGCUGUGUCAGCAUUAAUGUUUGGUACAGCUGCACUCGUCUCUAAACCAGGACAGACAUUUGCUCCAUUGCUUGGUACAUGGCUGUUAGCUUUACAAACAGGUCAUGAAAUUUUUCAACAAGGAAGUAGUGUUAGUGGAGACAUAACCAGUCCAAACCCAUUAUUUCUGGAUCAGCAAAGACAUGGAAUCUUUAACAUGCUUGUUUAUGUACCAAUUGUAUGUGCCUCAUUGCAGCUGUUUAUUUGGUCUCGGUUUACACUGAAGAAUGAUAGACUGAAAUGGGUGAAGUCUGCUCGGUCAGGGGCAGAGCAUUCUAUUGUUUAGAUACCUUUUCGAAUAAUUUUGUCGUUUGGGUAUACUCAUUAUUGGUGUUCAUUAAUUGAAAGAUUUAAAAUCAUCUUGGUGCUGUAAUUGGAGAAAUCGUGAUAUUAAUUUAAUUUUUUAUGAUUAAUUUGAUAUCUUAUCUUUUGCUUGUUUAAGAAAGAGAAAAAAUAGUAAAAGAAAGGAUUGACUUGUUAACCUUAGUGGUAAUUAUUGUCAGUAAAAUGCAUUGAAAAAUAUUUUCUUUUUUAAUCACAAUUAUCACUAUUAUUUGAAAUUUAUGGGUUGAAAGCUGACCAAAAAUAAAAACCUGACCAAUUUACAUGAAGAUUGAUUAUUCCAAAAUUGAAAUACAUGAAGUAUAUACUAUUUUAACAAGCAAUUUUCUCACAAAGCUAUUAGAAACAAGUUUUUGUGAAAGUGAAAUAUAUGUAUUCAUUUAUCAUGUUUAUAGCAAUAUGUAUUUAAUAUCAAAUCAAAUAGUGUGAUAAGAAUACCAUUCAUUGGUGAUAAAUGUUGAUAUAAACUUAAAUUUGUAGUGUUAAAAAUUUACUAUAAAUCUUAUAUCUAUUUCUGAAAAAAUUGUAAAUUACAUAUACUUUGAAAUGUCCCUACAGAAAUUAAGGUUCAGAAGGUAUUUAAAAAACAGUACCAUAUAUAUUUUGUAUGCCAAUCUUUCAAUGUGAAAUUAUCUCCCUUUAUUUCUAUAAUUUUCUUCAGGGUCUUUUAAACUUUUUAACCUAUUAUUUAUUAAUCAAAGCCUCAGCUAUUAGUUCUUUUUUAUAACAUGUUUAUUAGAUUUCCUAUAAUCUGGGUAAUAUACAACAAUCAAAUGUAAAACACUAAAAAGCAUAGAUUGAUUGUAAGCCUUUGUUUGAAAUGUAUCUUAUUUAUGAUAAUAUGGCGUAUUGGGGUUUGCAUUUUGAUUUUAGCAUGUUUAAUCAUAUAUGCUAACUUGUCUAAUAACAGACAAUUUUCUUAUUUUAUUGUUAUAUACAACUUUGCCAUGUAAUACUGUGAUAAGAGUUUAAAGUAUAUUUUUUAUACUGAUGAUGAUGCCUAAUGCUGAUGGGGUAUAGCAGGGAUUUUAAUAUAAAUGAAAGAAAUGUUUAAUAAUUUACCAAAAUGUAGUUUGUAUCAUGCUAUUUUAUGCCCACUUUAUGGACAUUGUGUUUUUUGGUGUGCAGUUCAGUUAAUUGUCUGUCUGUUUCUAUGUUUGUUCCUCCGUCUGUCCUACGUCAGUUUAAAGUUUGUAGUCCAGGUAGUCUUUGAUGAAAUGUAAAUGUUAAGUCCAAUCAAAAUGAAAACAUUUCCCUAUGAAAUGAUCUUCCUAAUGUUAAUGCCAAAGUAAAAUUUUGACCCCAAUUUCACAGUCCACUCAACAUAGAAGAGAAUAGUACAUAUGGGGUAUCAAUGUACUAUGGCCACAUUCUUGUUUUAAAUCUACAAUAAAAAGUAUGGGUAACAGAUUUAUUUACUAGCUACAGGCUGUAUAGAUUAUACAUCAUGUACAUGAACAAACCUUUUUUGUGUGAUAGAAAUAAAUUAAACAAUAGAAUUUUAAAAUAAAAUACGAGAAAUAUUUUUAUAAUGUGCUUUCACAAAAAAAUAAAAAUAGAGAUAGGGGUAACAUGAUUUUUUUUCUUGCUUCAAAACAAGAGGUUAAUUCCCUACAGUUUCUUAAGUUAUCUCCUCUCAGAAUGCAAAGUAACAAAGAAUCAAAUUGUACAAAAAAUGUUGUGUAUCUUUCAAAAAGAAUUGUAUAAAUAAGAUAAAACUUAAGAUUUUUUUUCUGCAUUCAGAUAAAAAGUUACACAAAUGAGUUCCACUCCUGUCUCAAAAGUUGUAGAUUUUAUCAAUAUCUAGAAAAAUUGUGAUUUUAAUUUUAAGAUGGUGUGUGACACCUGAUCUACCUAAGUACAGAAAAUGUUUAUAAGCAUUAUUGUUAAUUGUUUUACUUGUAAAAUUUGGUAGAUAAUUUAUGAAAUAUACAGGGUUUUAAUCUUUUUUAUUUAUUUAUCUUUUGUACUUCUGUGAAGUAUUUUAAUUUAUAUCAAUAUAUAAUGAAUAUUAUUAAGAAAAUGUUCAUAAUUGGUCAAUGAUAUAAUUUUAAAUGUACUACAAAUGUAUUCUGAAAAACAUGCUUAACCUAAGCUAUGAAAGUGUAUUUAUGUAACAUAGUUAAAGCUUAUCAGUUUACAUAGAGACGUAACCAUUUAUACUAGUUAAAAAGUUUUGUGAAAUCCCACCAAUCUAUGAUAGUAAAAAAUCCAUGUAAAAUAAAGAAAUAUAAUACUGAACAUAAACACUAUGAAAAACUUUAUAUGUAUGUACAUAUUUACAUUUGUGGUGUUUGGUUAAACAAUUUGCCAUUUGAAUACUUCUGUAGUUUAGUAUCUGUUAGUCCCAUUUACAUGUGAUUAAGAUUUGCAUCAACCUUUUUUAUGAGUUUAUCUCACAUAUUAUAUUUGAUGUAAGAUAGAGUGCUUUAAUAGUUCUGACUUAAACCUUUAUAUGCCCUAUCUACUAAGUAUAACUGUAAAUUAUACAUAGUUUUACCUUUUCUGUACUUUUAAUAUUGUAAAAUAUGAGAUUCAGGAACUUUUAUUGAAUGGUGCCUGUUUAUUGCAUGUAGUUUAAAUUUUAAUUUUGAGUUAGAAGUAUGUUUUUUUUUUCAGGCAAAUUAAAUGUAAAUCUGUAAAAUAUUUCAGAUUUUGAUGAAAUUUUGUACUUAUUGAACUACAUCUGAAUAGCUAAAAAAUAUGUUAAAGUAACAUUAUGUUUCAAAAGAUACAUUUAAAACAGAUUUGUGAAGGCGUUGCAUUUCAAUGAAUAGAAUGUUUGUAAAAAGGGGCAUAACAUAUAUGCAUUAAUCCAAUUCUUAAUGUGAUUUAUUGAAAAAAAUGUUGGAAAAAAGGGGUUGUCAAUUGAUUUGCUUUUACUGAUAUCUUGGAUAUUUUCAAUUGUAUUUGUUUUAUCCUUUUAAAGACAAGGCAUGUCAUUUAAGGUAACCUUAUUUUAAAUGGACAUAAAAAAAAGUCAAUAAAUGAAUUUAUUAAUCAAGUAACAGGACUUGUCUGGGAAAAAAUACAAAAUUUAAUUAUUAGGUUUGGGCUAAAAUAAUACAUUUAAAUUAGCCAACACAUUGUAAAUAUAUUGCUAUAGGGUCACACAAGAUUGGCAUGCUCUUAUAAAAAAUAUCUUCCAAGGAUUUCUUUAUAGUAUUUGGGGUAAAUUUCUUUUCAUUCAUUGUCUAACCAGUCCCAUUAAAUAUUGUGCAAAAGGUAUAUAAAAAAAGGGGGGGGAAAGCUAU
This is a messenger RNA of Mytilus trossulus (common blue mussel), 5103 nucleotides long. Its product is annotated as transmembrane protein 180-like. NCBI's taxonomy places the organism in Eukaryota, Metazoa, Mollusca, Bivalvia, Mytilida, Mytilidae. The record is from RefSeq and is a predicted model, not a curated record. Bases 324 to 1793 code for a protein of 489 amino acids. The transcript has 7 exons.